UAAAAGCCACUCUCACACGUGGAGUGGACAAACGGAGCUUCAACUUUUUUUGGGGAAAGAACAGAUAGACAACUUUGUUUAUGUUUCUCGAUUUUAGUGAGACCGUAUAGCUCGGGUAAAUGCUGCCUCGGGGUCUCACUGUGUGAUGGGCCCGAAGAUAUUUUUCGACUGUGUUCACGGAUAAGGAGGCACAGGAAGGAGGGUCAUGGAGAACCUCUGGAGGGGGACGCAGGCGGUGAGAUGGGAACUGCUAAGAAGCUCGUUGCUGUUUUGUGCUUUCUCUGGUGUCAGUGAGGCCCAGUGUCAUGGCUGUCUGGAGUACUGCUGUGAAGGCUCGCCACCAUUCUGCUGCUCCUACUACGCCUAUGUUGGGGAUGUCCUUUCGGGCACUGCCAUCUCUGGGAUCGUGUUCGGCGUGGUGUUUCUGAUGGGAGCGAUGGCGGCCUUGUUCCUGUGUGUCUGUAUGUGUGUGAAAAAUGGACACGGUGCCAGGGUGGGCGUGUUCAACACCUCAUACAUCAACACUGUGACUGAGGGCUACCCAGGUCCUCCACCUCCAUACACCUACGACUGUGAGCUGUACCCUCCACCUCUCCACCCUCCGCCUUACACACCAACUCAGUCUGAGCCGGCCAACUAUUCCCCCCCACCUCCUUACCCGGGGUGCAUGAGCAAAUAAUUUGCAACGUAUCAUCCACUGACCAGCUGAAAUGAAGCUCUCCCAGGCUGAUUUUGCAGGCCGGAAAAGAACCUCAGGGAGCAGGGCCAUGUGCAAUAAUGAUUCAGCAAGCAGGUCAUCUGAGCAAAAUCAAGCAGAGUUGAGUCGCUUUACAGACAGUGUUGGGAAAAUGAAUAAUAAUUGAACACGAUGUACGAGAGGACAUUGAGGCACUGCGAGCCUGCAGCCACCAAACCAAAACGCUUUAUCAGUUUCUGGCUGUGCACUUCAAAGGUACUGAGCUGCUUUUUUGAAGGUGCAGGCUACUUUUUAAGGAUAUGAGGGAAUAUUUCAGUUCAGUUUUUUUAUUCCUUCAUUAUGGUGUAUGGUGUGGAAGUGGCAGGGCAGGGCUGGGAUAUAUUUUACUUGAAACUAUGUAGGUGAACUGAGUUGAUGGCUGUGAAUAGUGGAUGAGACUUUACUGUUUUUAACGAAUA
Messenger RNA from Doryrhamphus excisus (bluestripe pipefish), 1155 nucleotides. It is a transcript of the gene cyyr1, whose product is annotated as cysteine/tyrosine-rich 1. NCBI's taxonomy places the organism in Eukaryota, Metazoa, Chordata, Actinopteri, Syngnathiformes, Syngnathidae. The record is from RefSeq and is a predicted model, not a curated record.